Molecule: messenger RNA, 207 nt
Organism: Auxenochlorella protothecoides
Lineage: Eukaryota; Viridiplantae; Chlorophyta; Trebouxiophyceae; Chlorellales; Chlorellaceae
Exons: 1
Coding region: 1-207 (68 amino acids)
Source: RefSeq, a predicted model, not a curated record
AUGAAGGCUGGAGAAAGGUCGUCCCGAUUACCUGGACUCGGCGGUGUUAGACCUGCUGUUCUCCACAGCCCACGCGACUGCAGUGAAUGGAACAAACUACUCUGUUGUGGCAGAAUCUGCCACAUGACUGAGACCGGAAGCAACGCGCUCUCUAUGGGAAGCGAUGCGGUGGCCACGUGUGGAGGUUUAAGUUUCAUGGCGCCUUGA